AGGAGCUUGGGUUCUGGGAGGGUCUAAGUAUUGGAAAGGUCCCAACGAGAACGUGUAAAGGGAAACUUGAGUUUUGGGAACACGCUCGCAGAGGGUCUGCAAACAGACCCUAUAUGCCCAGGAGGUCCUCCAAAUACUGUGUAAAGAGAAACUUAAGUUGUAGGGUUCUCCAUAAGAGGCUUGUAAGCAGGUGCCUAAUUAUGGGGGAUGCCCUCUGAGUAAUCAAUAGACUCAUAAGUUCUUGGGGCGAGGGUACCCCAUAUACAAACUUGUAAAUAUACGUGUUUGAGUGUCAGAGAGUCCUUAGAAAAAUAGUGUGAAUUGGCCCUUACGUUCUGGGGGGCGGGGGGCGGGCAUAAAUAUGGGGUUGGGAAUUAGGAAUUUGCCAAUAGACACUUGGGUUCUGGGAGAGUCCCCGUAAGGGUCAUGUGGAGAAAUGCCCAAGUGCUGAGGAAGCUGCCGGGAGAAUGGCUAGUUAGAUUCCUGACAUCUGCGAGGUCACCGUCAGAGUUCUGUGAACACAGACUGGCUUCAGGCGUUCUGGGAGAAUCCUCAAAGGAGGCUGGAAAUUCUGGGGGUCCCCAAAUUGCACGUAGGUGGACUCAGAUUCUGGGGAUCUCCCCCAUAGAGCUGUCAAGCAGACGCAGGCAACCAUGUCUGAGUCUGGCCACAGUCAGCCUGGGCUCUAUGGGAUAGAGAGGCGGCGACGGUGGAAGGAGCCUGGCCCUGGUGGCCCCCAGAACCUCUCUGGGCCUGGUGGUCGGGAGAGGGACUACAUUGCCCCAUGGGAGAGAGAGAGACGGGAUGGCAGCGAAGAGACAAGCUCAUCGGUCAUGCAGAAAACCCCCAUCAUCCUCUCAAAACCUCCAGCAGAGCGGUCAAAGCAGCCACCACCUCCAGCAGCCCCUGCUGCCCCACCCGCCCCAGCCCCUCUGGAGAAGCCCAUCGUCCUCAUGAAGCCGCGGGAAGAGGGGAAAGGGCCUGCGGCUGCAGCAAAUGCCUCCACCCCCGAGGGCACUGCCCCUGCGCCCCCUGCAGCCCCUGCACCACCCAAGGGAGAAAAGGAGGGGCAGAGGCCCACACAGCCUGUGUACCAGAUCCAGAACCGAGGCAUGGGCACUGCCGCACCAGCAGCCAUGGACCCGGUCGUGGGCCAGGCCAAACUACUGCCCCCAGAACGCAUGAAGCACAGCAUCAAGCUGGUGGACGACCAGAUGAACUGGUGUGACAGCGCCAUUGAGUACCUGUUGGAUCAGACUGACGUGUUGGUGGUUGGUGUCCUGGGCCUCCAGGGGACAGGCAAGUCCAUGGUCAUGUCACUAUUGUCGGCCAACACUCCCGAGGAGGACCAGAGGGCGUAUGUUUUCCGGGCCCAGAGUGCCGAAAUGAAGGAACGUGGGGGCAACCAGACCAGUGGCAUCGACUUCUUUAUUACCCAAGAGCGGAUCGUUUUCCUGGACACACAGCCCAUCCUGAGUCCCUCCAUCUUGGACCACCUUAUCAACAAUGACCGCAAGUUGCCGCCAGAGUACAACCUGCCCCACACCUACGUUGAGAUGCAGUCACUCCAGAUUGCUGCUUUCCUCUUCACGGUCUGCCAUGUGGUGAUCGUCGUCCAGGACUGGUUCACAGACCUCAGUCUGUACAGGUUCCUCCAGACAGCAGAGAUGGUGAAGCCGUCCACCCCGUCCCCUAGCCAUGAGUCCAGCAGCUCCUCAGGCUCCGACGAAGGCACUGAGUACUACCCCCACCUGGUCUUCCUGCAGAACAAAGCUCGUCGAGAAGACUUCUGUCCUCGAAAGCUGCGACAGAUGCACCUGAUGAUUGACCAGCUCAUGGCUCACUCGCACUUGCGUUACAAGGGUACCCUGUCCAUGCUACAGUGCAAUGUCUUCCCUGGGCUCCCACCUGACUUCCUGGACUCUGAGGUCAACUUGUUCCUGGUGCCCUUCAUGGACAGCGAAGCAGAGAGUGAAAACCCACCAAGAGCAGGACCCGGUUCCAGCCCGCUCUUCUCCCUGCUCCCUGGGUACCGGGGCCACCCCAGUUUCCAGUCCUUGGUGAGCAAGCUCCGGAGCCAGGUGAUGUCCAUGGCCCGGCCACAGCUGUCACACACGAUCCUCACUGAGAAGAACUGGUUCCACUACGCUGCCCGGAUCUGGGACGGCGUGAAAAAGUCCUCUGCCCUGGCAGAGUACAGCCGCCUGCUGGCCUGAGGCCGAGGGAAGGAGCAUCAUGCAGAGAACCCCCUUCUGGGUCCCCAUGGUUGGUGAGGGACCACACGUGUCCUGCCCCCGCCCCAGUGGGUGGAGAGUGGCAGCAGGCCUGAUGGAUGAGGGACCGCGACAUUCUCGCCCAGAGACAUGAGGUGUCCAGGGCUAGGCCCCCCACCCUAAAUGGAGUAUUGUUCAGGGGCCAACUUUGAGAUCCCACCCCAACCUGGGACAGGGUGGGCCAUCCUCGGUUCCCUGCAGGGACAGGCAGUGGGAAUAGUCUGAAUGGUCCCCAAGCAUCCCAGGUUCUAUCUUGACCUCCCUCUGCAGGGACAGGAGCAACAGGUCCCUCCUCACUGACCCUAAGCCCUUUCCUGUGAGGUGCAGCAGGGUCUUGGGGAGCUCUUCGUUGGGGCAGACCUGGUGGUUUGAAUAAAAACAAUCACGCAA
Molecule: messenger RNA, 2663 nt
Organism: Lutra lutra (Eurasian river otter)
Lineage: Eukaryota; Metazoa; Chordata; Mammalia; Carnivora; Mustelidae
Gene: SMG9
Product: SMG9 nonsense mediated mRNA decay factor
Exons: 14
Coding region: 654-2216 (520 amino acids)
Biological process (GO): nuclear-transcribed mRNA catabolic process, nonsense-mediated decay
Source: RefSeq, a predicted model, not a curated record